Ochotona princeps (American pika) is the source of this 2281-nucleotide messenger RNA. It is a transcript of the gene ANKRD23, whose product is annotated as ankyrin repeat domain 23. The record is from RefSeq and is a predicted model, not a curated record. The coding region runs from base 199 to 1131 and encodes 310 amino acids. Lineage: Eukaryota; Metazoa; Chordata; Mammalia; Lagomorpha; Ochotonidae. Gene Ontology annotation, biological process: regulation of transcription by RNA polymerase II. Gene Ontology annotation, cellular component: nucleus. The transcript has 9 exons. Gene Ontology annotation, molecular function: RNA polymerase II-specific DNA-binding transcription factor binding.
UGCACUGGCUCAGUACGGGGAGGGGCUGUGUGAGGCGGCUCAGCGGGCUGCCUUCCCAGGCUGGUAUUUUGGUUGGUGUGACAGAACCUCAGAGUCAUCUGCCCUCCCUUGCCCUGACUCACCCCCGCAAGGGAGCUGUACUAUAAAGAGGGGAGCAGCCCGCCAGACUGUGGCGGGGGCGCGUUGAACAGGGGGACCAUGGACUUCAUCAGCAUUCAGCAGUUGGUAAGUGGAGAAGGAGUUGGAAGGAAAGAAUUGGGCUUCGGUCAUGGAGCUCCUGACCCUGGAGGUGGGCCUAAUGACUGGAGACUGGGACCCCAUGAGGCUGUGGCCCGGGAGAAGCUGAAAUCAGAAGAGGAGAAGAAGAAGAAACUGGAAAGAUUUAACAGCUCCAGGCUGAAUCUGGAGACUCUGGCGGACUUGGAGAACUUGGUUCAAAGACGGAGAGAAAAGCGACUGAAACUGAAGCAGAGAGUCCCCCCCAGAAAACCUGAGGCCCAGGUUAAGCAGCCACCACCGCCGCAGACCCCACUGGAGCCUGUGGAUCUGGACAGGUUCCUGAAGGCAGCUGCCGAGAACCAGGAGACCCUGAUUGACAAAUACCUGACGGAUGGCGGGAACCCCAACGCCCAUGACAAGCUCCACCGCACGGCCUUACACUGGGCCUGUCUGAAGGGUCACAGGCAGCUGGUGAGUAAGCUGCUGGCUGCAGGAACUGCUGUGGAUGCGCGGGACUUGCUGGACAGGACCCCUGUGUUCUGGGCCUGCCGUGGAGGACACCUGGACAUCCUCAAAGAGCUGCUUAACCAGGGGGCUCAGAUCAAUGCCCGGGACAAGAUCUGGAGCACCCCCCUCCAUGUGGCCGUGCGCACAGGGCAUUCAGAUUGCCUGGAGCACCUCAUAGAGUGUGGAGCCCGGCUCGACGCACAGGACAAGGAAGGGGACACAGCACUCCACGAGGCUGUGCGGCAUGGCCACUACAAAGCUAUGAAGCUACUGUUGCUCUACGGAGCCAAGCUGAGCAUGCAGAACGCAGCUUUCCUGACUCCUGUGCAGCUGGCACGAGAUUGGCAGCGGAGCAUUCAGGAAGCGCUGCAGGCCCACGUGGGGCACACCCGCACCCGGUGCUGACCACGAUGACAGACCUGUAGGGUCCCUCGACACCAUUCCAUCCCUUCCACAUCCCGCUGUAGUUCCUGCCCCUGUCCCAAGUCCCCUGGUGAGGCUGUGCUUCCUUAGGAAGCCCCACUAGGGCUGAGGAGCAGCUCUGAGCCCUACAGGUGAAGGACAGACCUCCCUGGCUUUGGGUGCUGGAGCUGGAGUUGAGACCGGCUGUAGCAGAGGACUGGAAGGUGGCAAAAUGGGGCCAUAGAGGGUAAGGGGAGUGCAGUGGCAGCGGCUCUGGGUUGGGUGCUUGGCAUCCUCAGUGUCCGCCAACAUGCAGGCCAGGUUUGCCGCAGCCCAUUGGCCAAUGGUAAUAGCUGCUAUCCAGGAAGCAAUGGAUGACUCAUGCAGGCUUCACAGGUGUCAGGCAGUGUAAGCUGGCCAGCAUCAGUGGACAUGCUUUCUCCAGGCAGCUCCAGCCUAGCAGCAGCAGCCCUGGUCAGGUCUGGAGUGGCUCUGGAACUUAGUCUUGGGGCCUCUGAAGUUGGGUUGUGGUUUUCUGCAGGAUCUUCUCAAUGAGUUUGCCCCCAGAAGGCCAGGACCCAUCAGGCUGCCUCAGGAGUCCUAGACUAAGCAGCCAAAGCUGAGAUUCUGGGGAAAGCUUCACCCACUGACUACAAGCCUCAGUACAGAUGCCUCCUGCACUGUUGGGGUGGAGAUGAAGGGCCUUGGUGCUGGGGAUUGCUUGUGGCCCACUCAAUUUGUGGGGCAGUGGCCCGUAACCCUGGUUUCCUUCAGUCUUUUCACCCACCCCACCCCUGUACUGGAGCUUGAGUGCCAGCCUGCAGCCUGCUAUUGCAAGCCAUCCCCAUCCCACCCUGGAGGUCAGAGCUCUGGUCCCACCUGCUGACUGUGGUGUCAUGAGGACCUCUUCCCCCACAGGGUCUGUCAUCUUUAUCUUCCACUGUCCUUUUUAUGUCAGAGCUCACUGGUGCAGACUACUAACUGGUCAGGCUGGGUCCUUAAGUGCCAGGAAGUGAAUCCUACAAAGCUCUGUUCUCAUCUGAGACCACAGGCUGAGGGAAGGGCUAGCAGAUGAAGGCUCAACCACCCUCACGUGGUCCUGACUUAUAUGAAGCGGUUGGGUUGAUAUCCCUUCUGCUGCAAUUCUUUUAUU